AUGGCGGAAGGAGGUGAGCGAGAGGAACUGCUCUCGCCGUCGCCGGUCUCUCCGGCCAAGCGCCUGUGCUCGUGGCCCAGUCCACAGGCUCACCACCCUCGCGGUUCGCCCGGGGCGGCCGGCGGCGGGGUGGGGGGCGUCGGCGGCAGCUGCCUACCCCCGGGGGCCCGCCCCCACCUGCAGCCCGAGUCCUUGCUGGACUGCGCCGCCAAGACGGUGGCAGAAAAGUGGGCGUACGAGCGGGUGGAGGAGCGCUUUGAGCGGAUCCCGGAGCCCGUGCAGCGCCGCAUCGUCUACUGGUCCUUCCCGCGGAAUGAGCGGGAGAUCUGCAUGUACUCCAGCUUCCAGUACCGCGGCGGCCCUGGCGCCGGCGCGGCUAGCGGCGCCGCGGGGGCUUCGCCGGCCGAGGAGGGGCCGCCGCCACCCCCCGGAGCCGCAGCUCCGGCCGGCUCCGCCCCCGGGGCCGCCGUGGCGGGGGCGUCCCCCGGACUGGGCUCUGGGGCUGGAGUGGCCGGCGGCGGUAGCGGCGAGGGGCUCCCCUUCCGCCGGGGCAUCCGUCUGCUGGACAGCGGCUCCGUGGAGAAUGUGCUGCAAGUCGGCUUCCAUCUCAGUGGCACAGUAACUGAACCAGCCACUACUUCUGAACCAGCAGUGACUUAUAAAGUUGCCAUCAGUUUUGAUCGAUGCAAAAUCACCUCAGUGACAUGUGGCUGUGGGAAUAAAGACAUAUUCUACUGUGCUCACGUGGUAGCACUCUCACUCUACAGGAUCCGUAGACCAGAUCAAGUCAAAUUGCGUCUUCCUAUCUCAGAAACCCUUUUCCAGAUGAAUAGGGACCAGCUACAAAAGUUUAUUCAAUAUUUAAUCACGGCACACCACACUGAAGUUCUUCCUACUGCACAGAAAUUGGCAGAUGACAUUCUGUCCUCCAACUCCGAAAUCAACCAAGUAAAUGGUGCUCCUGACCCCACGGCUGGGGCCAGCAUUGAUGAUGAGAACUGUUGGCAUUUGGAUGAAGAACAGGUGAAAGAACAAGUGAAGCUCUUUCUCUCCCAGGGUGGUUACUAUGGCUCUGGAAAGCAACUCAAUUCCAUGUUUGCCAAGGUUCGAGAGAUGCUGCGGAUGAGAGAUUCCAAUGGAGCCAGGAUGCUGACACUAAUAACGGAACAGUUUAUGGCCGACCCACGACUCACACUGUGGAGGCAACAAGGAACAAGCAUGACAGAUAAGUGCAGGCAGCUCUGGGAUGAGCUAGGGGCCUUAUGGGUGUGCAUCAUUUUAAAUCCACAUUGCAAAUUGGAAGAAAAAUCCUGUUGGCUGCAGCAACUGCAGAAAUGGAAUGACCUGGAUGUCUGUCCCCUGGAGGAUGGGAACUAUGGGCAUGAGCUGCCCAACAUCACCAAUGCACUUCCCCAGAAUGCCAGUCACAGUUCAGAUUCUUUAUCCAGACCGAGACGGACAGUGUUCACUAGAGCCAUCGAGGGCCGUGAGUUGCAUUGGCAGGACAGCCACUUACAGCGAAUCAUCAGCAGUGAUGUAUACACAGCUCCUGCCUGCCAGCGGGAAAGUGAGAGGCUACUCUUCAAUUCCCAAGGCCAACCACUGUGGCUUGAGCAUGUGCCUACAGCCUGUGCUCGGGUUGAUGCCCUGCGUUCCCAUGGUUACCCAAAAGAGGCCCUCAGACUCACAGUGGCCAUUAUCAAUACUCUCAGGUUGCAGCAGCAGCGGCAGCUGGAAAUCUACAAGCAUCAGAAGAAAGAACUGUUGCAGAGGGGAACCACAACCAUCACAAACCUAGAAGGCUGGGUGGGCCACCCUCUGGAUCCAAUUGGCUGCCUGUUUCUCACCUUGACUGAGGCCUGCCGCCUGAAUGAUGAUGGCUAUCUGGAAGUGUCAGAUAUGAAUGAAAGCAGACCCCCUGUGUACCAGCAUGUGCCUGUGGCUGCAGGCUGCCCAAACAGCAGUGAGUCCUACCUGUCAUUGGCCAUGGAAGUUGCUCUGAUGGGGAUGGGUCAACAGAGGGUGAUGCCUGAAGGCCUCUAUGCACAGGACAAGGUGUGCCGUAACGAGGAGCAACUGCUGAGUCGACUCCAGGAGCUGCAGCUGGACGAUGAGCUAGUGCAAACACUGCAGAAACAGUGCAUCUUACUACUAGAAGGAGGCCCCUUCAGUGGCCUGGGAGAAGUCAUCCACCGAGAGAGUGUUCCCAUGCACACCUUUGCCAAGUACUUGUUCUCAGCUCUGCUGCCGCAUGAUCCAGACCUGUCCUAUAAGUUAGCCUUACGUGCCAUGAGGUUACCUGUUCUAGAAAACUCAACUUCUUCAGGCGACACUUCCCACCCUCACCAUAUGGUAUCUGUGGUGCCCAGCCGUUACCCUCGCUGGUUCACGCUUGGACACUUGGAAUCACAGCAGUGUGAACUGGCCUCCACCAUGCUGACUGCUGCCAAAGGGGACACUCUGAGGCUCCGAACAAUCCUGGAAGCAAUACAGAAGCACAUCCAUUCUUCUUCCCUCAUCUUCAAACUGGCCCAAGAUGCAUUCAAGAUUGCUACUCCCACGGACAGUAGUACAGAUGGCACCCUGCUCAACGUGGCCUUGGAGCUGGGGCUACAGGUGAUGAGGAUGACCUUAUCAACCCUCAACUGGAGGCGCCGGGAGAUGGUGCGGUGGUUGGUAACCUGUGCUACAGAAGUGGGUGUGCGGGCCCUGGUGAGCAUCUUGCAGAGCUGGUACACACUCUUCACCCCCACCGAGGCUACCAGUAUUGUAGCUGCCACAGCCGUCUCCCACACCACCAUCCUGCGCCUCAGUCUUGACUAUCCACAGCGGGAGGAGCUGGCCAGCUGUGCUCGCACCCUGGCCCUGCAGUGCGCUAUGAAGGAUCCGCAGAGCUGUGCCCUGUCGGCCCUUACCCUAUGUGAGAAGGACCACAUCGCCUUCGAAGCAGCCUAUCAGAUCGCCAUCGAUGCUGCGGCUGGCGGCAUGACUCACUCACAGCUGUUCACCAUCGCCCGCUACAUGGAGCUCCGUGGCUACCCGCUACGUGCCUUCAAGCUGGCCUCACUGGCCAUGAGCCAUCUCAACCUGGCCUACAACCAGGACACCCACCCGGCCAUCAACGAUGUGCUCUGGGCCUGCGCCCUCAGCCACUCCCUGGGCAAGAAUGAGCUGGCGGCCCUGAUCCCCCUGGUGGUGAAGAGCGUGCACUGCGCCACAGUGCUUUCAGACAUCCUUCGGCGCUGCACGGUGACUGCUCCUGGACUGGCCGGCAUCCCAGGCCGCCGCAGCUCAGGAAAGCUCAUGUCCACUGACAAGGCUCCCCUGCGCCAGCUGCUGGAUGCCACCAUCAAUGCCUACAUCAACACCACACACUCGCGCCUGACGCAUAUCAGCCCUCGCCACUAUGGAGAGUUCAUUGAGUUUCUGAGCAAGGCCCGGGAGACCUUCCUGCUGCCGCAGGAUGGCCACCUGCAGUUUGCCCAGUUCAUCGACAACCUCAAACAGAUCUACAAAGGCAAGAAGAAGCUGAUGCUGCUGGUGCGAGAGCGCUUCGGCUGA
Messenger RNA from Budorcas taxicolor (takin), 3561 nucleotides. RefSeq names its product zinc finger SWIM-type containing 5 (gene ZSWIM5). The coding region runs from base 1 to 3561 and encodes 1186 amino acids. The transcript is spliced from 14 exons. NCBI's taxonomy places the organism in Eukaryota, Metazoa, Chordata, Mammalia, Artiodactyla, Bovidae. Gene Ontology annotation, molecular function: zinc ion binding. The record is from RefSeq and is a predicted model, not a curated record. Gene Ontology annotation, cellular component: Cul2-RING ubiquitin ligase complex.